Molecule: messenger RNA, 1947 nt
Organism: Lolium rigidum
Lineage: Eukaryota; Viridiplantae; Streptophyta; Magnoliopsida; Poales; Poaceae
Product: beta-1,2-xylosyltransferase XYXT1-like
Exons: 4
Coding region: 199-1773 (524 amino acids)
Molecular function (GO): glycosyltransferase activity
Source: RefSeq, a predicted model, not a curated record
GCCCUUUCCUCGCGAACCGGUCCAUUUGAGGUGUUCUUGGAAGGUUCUCCCGCGUCAGGGAGUAGUUGGUGCCAUCGUCGUCGCCGCUCGCUAGCUAAGCUAGGAUACCUGCACACGCACACGCGGCCAGCAUAUCUAUCUACUAUCCGUCACAAGAAAGAGGAAGAGUUCACGAGCAAAGAGCAAGAGCCUAGAGCGAUGAUGGGGGGCGAUCAUGGCGGCGGGAAGCUGGUGAAGAGCCUGCGAGGAGCGGCGCAGAAGUACGUCGGCGUGGCCUUCUUCCUCGGCUUCUUCCUCGUCCUCCUCACCUACUUCACCCUCUCCGAGCAGUUCGCCAUCGCUGCGCCCAACGCUAUCCGGAGGACCUCCCCGGCGAGCCCCACGCCGGCCACCCCUGCCGUGGCAGAGAGGACGCCGACGCAACUCCCCGUCAAAGAGGAGGAAGCACCCAAGCCAGAGCAUGAGCAAGUACAAGAGAAGCCCCCACCUGUUGACGAAACUGAAGGCCACACACAAACAGAGGAAUCCCCGACACAAACAGAGCAGGACCAGCCGCCUAUCGAUGACGGCGGUAGCAGCAGGUUGACCGUUCCGGCGGCGGAGGAGAGCGCACCGGCGAAGAAGCCGGCGUGCGACAUCCAGGGGCCCUGGGCGUCCGACGUGUGCGACGUCUCCGUCAACGUCCGCAUCCACGGCUCGGAGCGCACGGUGCUGAUCCCGCCCACCAUCGAGUCCGGCGGCAGCAACCCGAACCCGCAGUCGUGGAGCAUCGUCCCCUACUCGCGGAAGCACCAAGCCGGCAUGAACGUGGUCACCGUGCGGGAGCUGGCCACGGCGGCGGAGGCGCCGGCCUGCGCCGUGACGUCGCAGGUUCCCGCGCUGGUGGUCGCCAUGGGCGGGCUGACGGGCAACUACUGGCACGACUUCAGCGACAUCAUGAUCCCGCUCUACCUCCAGGCGAUCCGCUUCGACGGCGAGGUGCAGCUGGUGGUGACCAACAUCCAGCGCUGGUACGUCGGCAAGUACCGGCACAUCCUGGCGCGGCUGUCGCGGUACGAGGUGGUGGACAUGGAUAAAGAUGAUCAAAUCCGGUGCUUCCCGGGCGCCGUGGUGGGCAUCCGGAUGCACAAGGAGUUCAGCAUCGACCCGGAGAAGGAGCCCACGGGGCACUCCAUGCCGGAGUUCACCAAGUUCCUGCGCACCGUCUUCGCGCUGCCCCGCGCCGCGCCGGUGCGGGUGGUGGACGGGAGCGAGAAGAAGCCGAGGAUGAUGAUCAUCUCGCGGCGGCACCCGAGGAAGCUGCUGAACGUGGCGGAGGUGACGGCGCUGGCGGAGCGGGUCGGGUUCGAGGUGGUGAUCGGGGACCCGCCGUUCAACGUGGACGUGGGCGACUUCGCGCGGGAGGUGAACGGCGCCGACGUGCUGGUGGGCGUGCACGGCGCCGGGCUGACCAACUCGCUGUUCCUGCCGACGGGGGCGGUGUUCAUCCAGGUGGUGCCGUACGGCAAGAUGGAGCACAUCGGGGAGGUCGACUUCGGGGUGCCGGCGGUGGACAUGGGCUUGAAGUACAUGGCCUACUCCUGCGGCGUGGAGGAGAGCUCGCUGGUGGACACGCUCGGCAGGGAUCACCCCGCCGUGAAGGAUCCGGAGUCGGUUCACCGGAGCGGGUGGAACAAGGUGGCGGAGUACUACCUCGGAAGGCAGGAUGUGAAGCUCGAUCUUGAACGGUUCGAGCCCGUGCUGCUCAAGGCCAUGGCAAUGCUCAGGGAGUAACCGGCGAUGAUCGAGCUAUGUAACAUUGGUUGAUUCGUAUACUAGCUUAGAGCAGCCCCAUUUUCUUCUCAUUUCUCCCUAUUAAUUCACUUUUUUUUUUUGGAGUUCUUUUAAAGGGAUGGAUCAGUUUGACCAAAAGGUUUAUACAGUAUAUACUUGUUCCGUUUUGUGCUC